AUGGAUCGCGCGACUUCCGCAUUCGAUUCCCUUCCUCAGAGACAGGCAUGUGGUGCCUGUUUCGAAAUCUUCCCCUUGGAAGGAGCAGAAGAUUCGCAAAGUGCUCCCUGCGCAGGGAUACCGCCGGCGUAUGAGCCGCCCUACCACGCCGAAGUUGCCCCCGUGCUGCGUCCUGCGGCGGUCACCGCUCGGCUCGCGGUGACGACAGACGCGACGACCCUGCCAGCAGAAACGUGGGCGGCGAGGGUCAGCGAACAGACGGAGGAAUCCACGCACUCUGCGCUCCCUCGCCCCGGGAGUCUCUGCCUGUCGCCCCCUGCGAAACCGGAUGACGACCUGAGCACGCCGGCGCUGGAUGGUCUCCUCUCUGCGCCUCAGGAGCGACUGAAACAGUGCGAGAGUCCGCAUGCCUCGUCGAGGCAAGACAGCCCUGCUUUUACCCCGAUAAGAGCGGAAAUCGCGCGGAGAAGCCAUCCAGAAGGAGACCCUCGACAGGGGGGUGCAGAAAGAGAUGCUGACUGCCCCAAAACACGAGACGACACAGCGCCUCAAGAGGGAGUAGAGAGCGAAGGCCGCGCGGAAGAGGUCAGGCUCGGCUCGAGCAAGGAAAGAGAGGCCAGGCGUCAAGUGAAGAGCUGUCUUGCGGCGGCGCACGAAGCACAAGAGACCGAAUCAGCAGCGAGAGGCGACAGCCCCGACGACAAGGCCGAGCGACAAGAAGCGACUCCAGAGGCAUGGCAAACUCCUAUCGACGGGCCGAACGGUUCAAAGGAAGAUUUUUCUGACGUGGAAGAGGUCGCACCUUGCCAGCUCCGCACAGAGGACGACUCUCUCGUUCGCGGGCCUGCCUCCUCAGGCCCGUCGGGCGCUGUAGAGCCCCAGACACCGGGGUCUUCCGCGUCACUGGAGCAGUCGCGCGAUGGCGUCCGAGACACAAGCCGGGCCUUCGCGGGCAGAAGAAGCGUGAUACCUGCGGCCAAAGGGAAGAUAAAGGCCCCUGCGCAGAGUGCGUUCCUGUCGCAGCACGCUGAGCCGCGUGUCUUCAGCGCGCCUCUCGUUUGCCUUCCCUCCUUGUCGUGGGAGCGCUCCCCAACAUGCGAAGACGCGUCCGAGGUAGAGGAGAGGGACGCCGGAGAGGGCGAGCAGCGGGAAACCGAAGACAGGGGGACGCCAAACGAGGCAGGAUGCGGCAACCGGUGGAGGAGCUGGGACGCCUUUUCAUCCCCGUUGCGGCGGACGCGGAGAGCGGACGAAAGCGAGGAGGUGGAGGGAGACGGAAGGCGAAGAGCGAUGGACCGGCCGGCGGCGGGAAAGAACUCCCUGGCUCUGCUCAGGGGCAAGCUGGAGGAAGAGGCAGAAGGGGAGAAAGAGGGAGACGCGGAAAAAGCUUACGAAGGAGGAAUGUGCUUUGCAGGGAGCGAAGGCGCCACCCGAUGCUGCAGUCGAAGCGGAAGCGAGGGGCGAGGGAGUCUGACAGAUGAUGAGUUCGGUGACAACGAAUCAACACGAGAGGAGACGCAACCGGGAAGCGCGACAGAUGAGAAGCCAAGCGAGCACCGAGGCUCGGAGGAAGGGGCGACCCCAGAGCUACCCGGUUCACCGGCGACUGGAUUUCCUCCGGGCAGCACAGAACACGCUGAGGCCGAGCAGCGCGACGACAAGCUUGACACACAGAGAUUAGUGGCAGGCGCGGGGAACGCAGGCCCCGAUUCGGCGGAGGGAGACGCCGCGGCAGCAAAGGAGACAAGCGGCGAGGCGGAUCGCGCGGAGUGCGAGACCAACGGGACAGGAAAAAGCGACACUGUAUCCCCGCCGCGACGAUCGAAUCCUCGUCGAGCCUGUCGAGAAGGAUCCGGUUUGACGCCCUGUGGGAUCGAGUGGACUCGGCGUAUCAUCGCCGCUGCCAAAGAGCAGGCCGCAGAGAUCGCCUGGACGGCGGACGACUCAGCCUCGCUGCGUCGGCUCGUUGUGGUUGGGCUCGAAGCGAAGCCCGGAGUGGGUCUAGGUCUCUUUCUGCAGGGCGACUUGCCGAGCUGCUCCUGCCGGCUGUGGCAGGAGACGCUGACGCAGCACGAAGCGCGCUGCAGGCGCAAACGAAAGAAAAGAAGUGACGGCGAACCGCAGCCUGCCAGGCAUCGUGACUCGCUCCGCGACACGCGGAUGCGAGAGACGCGGCAAGGGGCUCCUGAACGGCUCUCUCUCAGGGGUCGCCCAGAGCGCCAGGCGCAGCGAAGCUGGAGUCCAGGUCGAGCCGAAGAGGCGGAGGAGCCUGCGCGUCUGCUCACAGACAGAGGACAGCGCGGAAGGGCUCCAGACGAGAAGAGAGGAAGGCGCCGAGAAUUGAAAGAGCGCAGAGAGUCUUCGCAGGCGACGGAUGCGGGCGGGCCGCGUCACAGCGGGCAGUGCGGGGAGGAAGAUCGCGAAAGGCGCGUCAAAGGACGACGGAGGCGGCAGACAGAAGAGCAGAGACAGGCGAAGGAUACAAACGAGGGGGGGGCGGGGGAGAGCGAACAGAGGACCGCGACGGCGAAAAGAGAGGCAAGGGGCCCUUUUGGGCUUGCGGGAGACGAAGAGAGAUGUGUCAAGAUGGAGCACAACACCGGCGUAAAAGCAGAACCUGGGAAGACAUGCGUUAGGAAGUCUGGCCUGUCAUACGGGGGCGCAGCAUCUGGCACGAACCCCAGAGAGGAGAAGAGAGGACAGGUGAAGACGGAAAAAGAGGCCGAGGGCGACACAAGCGAAAGCGAGCAGCAGGAGCGUCCAACCUGGCGAACCGAUGCUGCGGAGGCACAGAGGGCCGUCGAACUCGCGCCUUGCCGCAGGGAGGAUCAGGGAGGACUCGGAAUGCGCGACCGAGACCGCAACUCCAAGAAAAGUUCAAAAGGCGAGGAAAAACCGCCGGGAUUGAAGAAGAAAAAACUGCAGCCCAGCGAGCCUUUGCCGUGUGGAUGCCAUGACGACGAAGAACGAGGAGGGUUCCGCGUUCUCUGCUUCCGUGGCGACGUCGUCCUCUCGGCGUACAACGAUUGCCGCUGGAAGGCCGUUUCCACAAUCUCAACGUUCUCCGCGGCCGAGACGGCGUUCAUCUACUCUCCUGAGGAAAACCCUGGCAUUGAACCCGCGAGCCACCUGAGUCCCGCCUUCACUCUGGCCUCCCUUGACAUUCCGUUCACCUUUCAGCUCCAGGCGGAGAAUUACCUCCAGACCGAUCUGGCCGAGGAGGUGAAGGCCAUCUUCGGCAACCACUACUGCGCGCAGCACUGCCAAGGCUUUUUUGAUAUCAAUCGUGACAAUAUUCCCUGCAUUGUGAGUCGGCCGGGAAGAAAGCUCUCUCAAGGCCCCUUUGGCGUCUUCUACGGGUGGAGGGGCAUGCGCAGCUUCCCUUGCGCGCAAGUCGGCUGCUCACAUAUCUGUUCGCGGACGUGUCGCUGUUACGAAGAAGAGGCUCUCUGGCGAACGUGCUGGCGGAAGCAUCAGCGCCUGCCUCUCCCUGAGUCUGCGCGAGACGGCAGCGCAGAAGAUCUAAAAGCAAGAGCGCACGACGCAGAAAUCAGGCGGCACAAGGCGGCGUUCAUCGCCGCCAGCAGGAACAACGGUUAA
Messenger RNA from Besnoitia besnoiti, 3600 nucleotides. RefSeq lists its product as uncharacterized. The coding region runs from base 1 to 3600 and encodes 1199 amino acids. The record is from RefSeq and is a predicted model, not a curated record. NCBI's taxonomy places the organism in Eukaryota, Apicomplexa, Conoidasida, Eucoccidiorida, Sarcocystidae. The transcript has 4 exons.